Zonotrichia leucophrys gambelii is the source of this 837-nucleotide messenger RNA. Its product is annotated as isocitrate dehydrogenase [NAD] subunit gamma, mitochondrial-like. The annotation marks the transcript as partial. Gene Ontology annotation, biological process: tricarboxylic acid cycle; isocitrate metabolic process. Gene Ontology annotation, cellular component: mitochondrion. The transcript is spliced from 7 exons. The record is from RefSeq and is a predicted model, not a curated record. Gene Ontology annotation, molecular function: oxidoreductase activity, acting on the CH-OH group of donors, NAD or NADP as acceptor; magnesium ion binding; NAD binding. Lineage: Eukaryota; Metazoa; Chordata; Aves; Passeriformes; Passerellidae.
UAUCCCAAAGCAUCCUGAUCGUGAGGGAGAACACCGAGGGGGAGUACAGCUCCCUGGAGCACGAGAGCGUGGCGGGCGUGGUCGAGAGCCUCAAGAUCAUCACCGCCGGCCGCUCGCGCCGCAUCGCCCACUACGCCUUCGGGCUGGCCCGCGCGGCCGCGCGGCGCUGCGUCACCGCCGUGCACAAGGCCAACAUCAUGAAAUUGGGGGACGGGCUGUUCCUGCAGUGCUGUGAGGAAGUGGCGGCCGAGUACCCCGAGAUCACCUUCCGCAGCAUGAUCGUGGACAACACCACCAUGCAGCUGGUGUCGCGGCCGCAGCAGUUUGACGUGAUGGUGAUGCCGAACCUGUACGGGAACAUCGUCAACAACGUCUGCGCCGGCCUGGUGGGGGGGCCGGGGCUGGUGCCCGGCGCCAACUACGGCCACGACUACGCCGUGUUCGAAACCGCCACGCGGAACACGGGCAAGAGCAUCGCCAACCGCAACAUCGCCAACCCCACGGCGGCGCUGCUGGCGGCCUGCAUGAUGCUGGACCACCUCAAGCUGCACAACCACGCCUCCACCAUCCGCAAAGCCGUGCUGGCCUCGCUGGACGACCCCCGGACGCACACGCCGGACAUCGGGGGCCAGGGCACGACGUCGGGGGCGGUGCAGAGCAUCAUCGGGCACCUGCCGCGGGGCUGAGCCGGACACACGGACACCGGGACCCCCCCCGGAACGGCCCCAGAGCCCCCUCCCCAAAUGGCCCUGGGACCCUCCCUCAGAAAACCCCCAGGAGCACCAACCUGACACCCCCAGGACCCCCCAAAACACCCCCAGGACCACCUGAAACACC